AUGGAGAUUGAUUGGUCGAAAAGAAAGCUUGUCAACAUCACCACCAUUCACUCUAUAUCAAACAUCUAUUGGAAAUAUAUGGCAGCGGCGGCGCUCACAACAGCUGAAGAUUACGAAGGCGAUUAUGACCUUGACGAUGAUUUCGAUGACGAAGAAAACGACUGUACUUGCAACUCGGAAACAGUUCUCGGCGACACGAUUGAUUAUUCUCAUCGAAAUCUGUCUACACUCGAUCCAAACGAAUUAUUAAGCUUAGUCAAAAAUCCAAAUCGUGUAAAAAAUUUCCAGUUAAAUUCAAAUAUGUUAUUAACAAUUCCGCCUCAAAUCGAACAAUUUCAAUCGUUAAUAACAAUCGAAUUAUCAAACAAUCAAUUGGUACAACUACCAACUGAAUUGUCACUAUUGAACAAUUUGAAGAAUUUAUACCUGAAAAACAAUUCUCUCGAUGAUUUCUCUCUACCGAAAGAGCUGCAAUUGCUUAAACAAUUAGAAGUGAUCAAUUUAGGCGGAAAUCGUCUUAAACAAUUUCCCUAUCAAUUAUUUCAAAUGAUCAAUUUAAAAGAAAUCUAUCUUGGUUCAAAUCAAAUCGCAUUCUUGCCAGACUUAUUUCAUAGUCUCACUAAAGUCGAAGUUCUCUACCUUGGUGGAAAUCAUAUUGGAAAUGUUCCUGAUUCAAUUGGUUACAUGCGCUCACUAGUAGUUUUGAAUUUAAGUGGCAAUCGUCUCCGAACUUUACCACGUUCAAUUUCUCGUUUAAAUCGUUUGAAAUCAUUGUCACUACAUAACAAUCAAUUCAGUGCUUUACCGCCAGAUAUCAUACGUCUUGAUUUACAAGAACUAAGUUUACGAAACAACCCACUUGUCGUGCGUUUCGUUCGUGAUUUAACCUAUGAUGUACCAACAUUGAAAGAGCUAGCAGGUAGAACGAUCAAACUUCAUAAAGUCCGCUACGAUGACCAAUCAAUCCCAAAGAGUCUGAUUGAAUAUCUAAAUGCUGCGAAGUCAUGUCUUAAUCCGAAAUGCAAAGGUGUUUAUUUCGAGAGUUGCCAUAAAAACAUCAAAUUUGUCGACUUUUGUGGUAAAUUCUAUCUCCCACUACUUCAAUUUCUCUGUUCACCUGCCUGUACAUCUACACCUACGUUUCAAAUGACAUCAUCGGAUUCGGAUGAUAAUACCGAUGGUAUCCCAACGAAAGAUAUGUCUAGCAAAUUUAAAAAGGUGUUACUUGGUUGA
Molecule: messenger RNA, 1233 nt
Organism: Adineta ricciae
Lineage: Eukaryota; Metazoa; Rotifera; Eurotatoria; Adinetida; Adinetidae
Source: the annotation of a GenBank genome assembly